GAAAGAUGAUGAUGAUGAUGAUGUUCUUCAUAUUGAUUCUCUGGAAGAUCCUCCAGUCUUGAAGUGCAAGAAGAGAGAGAGCAUUGAUUCCAAAGCUUGAGAUAAAUUUCCUCUGAUCAUCUUCUACCAAUUCAAUGAUUUUGUACCACUGAAAUGGAGAAACGAUGAAUUGGAGUGAGACUGAAGAGUGGUGUAGUCCCUGCAAUGCGGAUGAACAACAACAAGAACACAACGACGAGGAAGAUGUUCUGGCAGGAAGGACGACAAUGAAUGCGGAUGAACAUGACGAAGGCGAGGACAAUGACAACAGCAAGGAGGAUUCUCUGGCAGGAACGACGACGAAGAAUGGGGAUGAACAUGAAGAAGGCGACGACAGCAAGGAGGAUGUUCUGGCUGGAGGACCGGCGAUGAGCAUGAUGGAGCUGGGCCAUGAUGAUCUACGAGACCACUUUCUUGCAGAAUCCCAGAGGGUGGAUCGCAGUAACGGGGGAGGACAUCAAGAAACAUUGAACGUGUUGCAGAGCCUUAAGGACGUCACUCACUUUUCCGAGGAUGACAUUUAUGCCACGCUUUUGGACUGUGACAUGGAUCUCGCCCAGACCCUCCGCUCUCUUUUUUCUCAAGGUCCUUUCAAGAAAGUGAAGAGCAAGCCAGAAAAGAAGAAAGAGGUUAAGUCCAAGUCGGAGCUCGGAGUAUGCGCCGCUGCAAGUAGUAGCCAAGCCGGUCCCAGGGCAGCAGGUCGACGUGUUUCUGAACCUCCCUCAGAUGAAGGAAGAGAAUGUGAAGUGGACAGCGGAAGCAAAGAUCCUCCGCUCCCGCUCCUCAGGUGUACGGCCGAUUAAUGACCCAUAUUUUGGUGCAAGUGCGCAUGAUUCUACCAUACUGUAUAGUAUAUCCCGGGUGCGUUGCGCACAGAGGACGGCUGGUCUGGCCUCAGCAAGGGCGUGUCAG
Molecule: messenger RNA, 951 nt
Organism: Andrographis paniculata
Lineage: Eukaryota; Viridiplantae; Streptophyta; Magnoliopsida; Lamiales; Acanthaceae
Exons: 5
Coding region: 165-842 (225 amino acids)
Molecular function (GO): protein binding
Source: RefSeq, a predicted model, not a curated record